This is a messenger RNA of Knipowitschia caucasica, 2127 nucleotides long. NCBI's taxonomy places the organism in Eukaryota, Metazoa, Chordata, Actinopteri, Gobiiformes, Gobiidae. The record is from the annotation of a GenBank genome assembly.
AUGGCGCUGGAGCUCAGACCGGAGCCCGUGGAGCUGAGUCAGGACGCCGUGCUCCGGUUCCUGCAGUCCCGUGGAGGUACUGUGCCGAACACGGAGCUGCUGCUGCACUUCCGCCCGUUCCUCGGGGAGCACGCGGACAGGGUGCGGAACCGGGAGCGCUUCAAGAGCUUCGUGAACGGAGUGGCGCGGGUCAAACAGGUGGACGGCGUCAGCUACGUGGUGUUACAGAAGAAGUACCGAGCCCCGGGGUCCGCACCAGGGGCCAGCUGCUCCGAGCGCAGCCACAGCCCACUCUGGAAUGUGGACAAGUCUUGGACUGACAGCCCCGUGGGGCAGGGGCCCCUCCCCGCAGCGGGGAUCCUCCACAACAACAAGAGCGAGGAGCCAAAGCUGAACCUGCAGAGCAAAGUCCAGCAGCAGCAGAGCUCUGCAGGGAGGAGCAGGGGCCUGCCCCGGCCCGGACCAGCCAGUGAGAACCUGCCCCGUCCUGGACCAGCCAGUGAGAACCUGCCCCGUCCUGGACCAGCCAGAGAGGACCUGCCCCGUCCUGGACCAGCCAGAGAGGACCUGCCCCGUCCUGGACCAGCCAGAGAGGACCUGCCCCGUCCUGGACCAGCCAGAGAGGACCUGCCCCGUCCUGGACCAGCCAGAGAGGACCUGCCCCGUCCUGGACCAGCCAGAGAGGACCUGCCCCGUCCUGGACCAGCCAGAGAGGACCUGCCCCGUCCUGGACCAGCCAGAGAGGACCCGCCCUUGAACCUUUCUUCUCAGCCUGUGUCAGUCUCCCCUCAGCAGAGACGCACUCACCUGCCUGUAUCCCGGGCCCCUCAGUCUGUCUCUCCUCAGCAGAGACACACACAGCCUGUUGAAUCCUCCAGCACACACCUGCCCCUGUCACUGUCCCCUCAGCCUCUGUCCCGGGCCCCUCAGCCUCUGUCCCGGGCCCUUCAGCCUCUGUCCCAGGCCCCUCAGCCUCUGUCCCUGUCCCCUCAGCCUCUGUCCCUGUCCCCUCAGUCCAGACCUGGAGCAGUCGGCCAGCCCUUCUUUGAGCCUCCUGCUCCUCGGUCUCUGUCGCCGCGACAGAGAAUCACGGUCUUGCCGGAUCCUGGUCCCGCCUUCACAGUGUGUCCAGUGACACGAGGGGAAUUCUGGAUCCAGAAGGGACAUGUCCCUAGAGUCACAGUGAGGGACAGGCCUGCUCUAGGACCAGUCUCCACUUCAGGACCAGUUUCUGCUCUAGGACCUGUCUCUAUUUUAGGACCUGUCUCGAUUUCAGGACCUGUCUCAACUCCAGGACCUAUCUCUGUGAGGAACAUCCCUGCUCCAGGACCUGUCUCUGCUCCAGGACCUGUCUCUGCUCCAGGACCUGUCUCUGCUCCAGGACCUGUCUCUGCUCCAGGACCUGUCUUUGCGCCCCUCCAGACCAGUGUCCCCCGGAGAACACGUCUGCGACAGAGCUAUAGGAGCGCUGUGUCUGUGGAAGAGUACGAGGAUGAAGCGGACGACGUUCUCCCGGAGAGGAGGCUCAUGUCCCAGUCCACUCCGGCUCUGGACACUGCACCGGUGCCACCGAACGCCAGCCGUCAGCCGGCCCCUGCCGUCUGGCCUCAGAAGUUCUCAGUGCCACAGAUCCACAUUCAGGACCUGGACCCGGGCCCCAAACGAGGAUCGGCCCCAGAGUCCGGCCUCAGAUCGGCCCCUCCGCCCACAGCCAGAACACUGCAUGGCAGCAGCAGCAGCAGUAUGCAGCAGAGUCCUGAAGGGUCGGCCUGGAGCAGCAGCAGCAGCAGUAUGCAGCAGAGUCCUGAAGGGUCGGCCUGGAGCAGCAGCGAGGAGCUGUCCCACAGAGGGGUUCUUGCGGGUCUCGAACAGCGUCAGAGUUCAGUGGGACAGGUCUCCAGAGGCUUCCAUCGCUCCACAGGUGAUCUCUAUGAUGAUGGCGAGGGAACCAGUGAUGGCUCCGCCCCCUCGCCCACUUUGCUCCGCCCCUCUGUGGCGCGGAGCCGCAGCAGUAACAUGAGGAGCCGCCUGUGCCUGAGUCUGGGGGCCGAUCUGGACCAGAUCAUGGACCCUGAGGACCACAGAGCUCCGCUCUGCUCUAUAGAGACUAGAGACACGAUGGGCUGA